AUGAAACCCCAACCGACUGCAAAGAACUUUCUGAUGGUUCUCAUCCUCUUUGCGAACGUAGCCAUUGCGUGUAUAUCAUUCAUACUGAUGUUGCAGAUGCGCAAGUUGCGUGCUCGGUGGGAGAAGCAAGUUCGCGAACAAAUGCAAAGGGAGCUUGGUCUACAAUAUCGGAGACGUGCACAGGAACAGUCUAUCCCGGAAGAAGGCCAACAGUUCAAUGAGACGAUGGCUGAACACUCUAUAAGAACCUUCGGCUCAGUGAACCGUCAAUCAAGUCCAAACUAUCUUGUGCAGCUCACCUCUAUCCGCGGAAACGAAGAUCUUGUGACAGAUGCCAUCAUCCAGCUGAUCAGGACCGCACUGCCACAUUUGAGUUCUGUGCAGUGCAUGGAAGUGCUCCACUUCUUGCGAGAGCCCUUAUCAGCCCAACAUGGAAUACAGAUCACGAGUGUACAAGCAGAUUCCAGACCUGGCACCAAUUCAGAGUUAUAUGCGCCCCCUUCAUCAUCUGCGACACAGACGUCCGCUAGACCCAGCAAUCACACAUCCCCGCAGACCAAUCCUGUUGAGCUAGAGAAUCUCCAUCUUGAUCGACGUGUCGAACUGCCUGGUCAAGAGACCAGUAUACCGCCAUCUUUCAAUCACUACUUACGCUCCGUUUCUAUGUCUCCUACGGCAUCAUUGUCUUCGCACGACUCAUUGGUGGAGCUCGCGUCGCUGCGCAGUGGGAUAAUUAGCAAUGUAUCCGGCGAGUCGAAUGCUGGCGUCUCGCGCUUUAGACGCCGCUGGAGGAGGUCCGACAAUAGGUCGUGA
Messenger RNA from Boeremia exigua, 813 nucleotides. RefSeq lists its product as uncharacterized. Lineage: Eukaryota; Fungi; Ascomycota; Dothideomycetes; Pleosporales; Didymellaceae. The record is from RefSeq and is a predicted model, not a curated record. Bases 1 to 813 code for a protein of 270 amino acids. The transcript has a single exon.